GUUUUUGGAGACGUCUAAGGCAAUAGGCUAAAACAAAACAAAGUGCGUGUUUGCAGGAGGACGUCUCGAGGUUGCAGGGCGCUAAACCCCGGCUGGUCAAAACUCACUCAUUUAAAUAUCAUUGCCGUAUCAAGAAUAACCACCCGCUUAACUGCUCCAUCACGAGCUACAGGGAACAGGUUGCCUGGGAAACGGCCGCAUGGCAACAGGAUCAGAGCCGGGGGGUUGUCUGCUGCUAGCUCUGCUCCCGUUUCCCAUUUCCUCACUAGAUGGUGUGCAAGCCACUGGAGAGUCGACUUCCUUACGCGGUCAGGCUCCGAUCAAAACAAAUCUGGGAAACUACACGGAACGCCGUUUCUCGGGGUUUUCGCGGAGGAUUAUUGUAUUGUCAUCCAGAUAUUUUUCUUUCUGAUAACGGCGCGGAUCGUGCUCCAUUCGGCGGUGAUGGACAUAAUGAUUGCAGUGCAGGAUGCGUGCGUCUCCGGUCAGUGGCUCACCGCUAUAAUUCUUAGUCUUUGCUGCUUUUUACCAUCGUGUUUGCCCGCUGGACAAACUGUGGACUAUGCGUCCAGCGAGAGUGUGGUCAGCAGACAGGGAGACACCGCGCUGCUCAGAUGCUACCUGUUGGAUGGGAUUUCAAAAGGAGCAUGGUUGAAUCGUUCCAGUAUCAUUUACGCAGGGAACGACAAGUGGUCAGGGGAUCCUCGCGUCUCCAUCGUAUCAAAUGUGGGGGAUAAACAUGAAUACAGCUUACAGAUACAGAAAGUGGAUGUAACGGACGAGGGCUUGUACACCUGCUCGAUACAGAGUGAACGUAACCUACGCCCAAAACUCAUUCAGUUAAUUGUAAAAGUUCCUCCUAAAAUCUAUGACAUUUCAUCGGACAUUGCGAUAAACGAAGGCAACAAUGUUUCACUCAUCUGCUCAGCCAGUGGGAAACCAGAGCCCAAAAUCUCUUGGAAACACAUCUCCCCAUCAGCCAAGAAGUACGAAAGCGGGGAGUAUUUAAAUAUCACAGGCAUCACUCGGGAUCAAGCAGGGGACUAUGAGUGUGCCGCCGAAAAUGACAUUGCUUCACCCGACACCAAGACCGUGAGAGUAACAGUCAACUUUCCUCCAGCAAUCCAUGAGAUGAGAAGUCACGGGGUCCGACCCGGUCAGAUUGCCCUGCUGAGAUGUGAGGCAGCAGCUGUCCCCUCUCCAGUCUUUGAGUGGUACAAGGGAGAGAAAAGGAUUAACAUGGGCCAAGGAAUAGACAUCAAGAACCUCAGCUCCAGAUCAGUUCUCACAGUCAAGAACAUGACACAGGAUCGCUAUGGCAACUACACCUGUGUGGCCGUCAACAGGUUGGGAACAGCCAACGCCAGUGUGCCUCUGAUUCCAAUUAUUGAAUCCACAACAACUAGUGCUGUCUCAAGUCCAGCACCCAACACCGCUCCGUAUGGAAGUACAGGAGGCGCUGAAGUCCUGCUGGCCUGCCGGUACCUGAUCCUGGCUCUCUCUUCUCUCGUCAGCGUUUACUAGUCCUGGGGAUGGCCAUACACAAUGACUGUAAAGAACCCUUUUGAGCAUUUACAGAUCCUUUGACAUUGCUGAUGGCUGGAUCCAAUCUGGUACAGUGUGUUUGGAAAGCAGCGAGGGAUUUUAAUCAGCAUUGCUUAUGUUGGGAUGGUAAUUUUCUUCUGUGGUGUUUGUCAUCAUGUAAAUACAUACGGUUUUAGGGGGGUGGUUUUCUUUCUCUUGUCUUAUUUUCUAUUCUUUUCUUAUUUUCUUUUUCCUGAGUUCCCACUUUGUGAAUCAGCACACAUUGUCCCCUUCAAACGCUCACAAAUUAGCCGAAAUCACGCUUUGGAAAAGUACGGGUGUGUGACGUUAGUGUCUUUGUUAUUGAAAAAGGAAAGACGCCCUAGUGUGCCACCUUGCUCUCCAUCAUUCACAUACCCACUAAAUGUUUAAAUAGUAAGUUUUUUGCCGAGCUCAUUUAAAUCCAGUGAACCAAGAAACACUGUUUAAGAUUUUACAAAGGGAGAGAUAUUGAAAUUGAUAUCAAAAGUAAUACAGUCAAAGGCGAAGCGAACAAUUGAAGAGCAGCUUUAGUUUAAUACGCUAAUGCACAUGGUUUUCCAUUGACUGUGAAAUAUGAUUAUUAAUUUUCUUGACCAAAACUACAGCCAUACCUCAAUGGUUUAGACCUCUGAAAAAAAAAAAAUGUUAAAAAAAAUUUAAACCUAGAUUGCACUGGAGAUUCAAAUAUGUAAUCAUAUGAGAUACAUUUGCCUCUUAUAAAGCUGUUUGUAAGCCUAAUUUUAAAAUUAAAAUGAGCCUUUUCUGGUGGUCAAAAGGUUAUAAAACAGCAAAGCAGAGUUACAGAGAAAUGUGAAAAAGCAAUCGAGAAAUUGUCUGUGUUGCAUGUGAUGUUAUAUAUAUUAAGAUAUCAAAUAAAAAUAGCACAUAAAAGAUAUUCUUUAGUUGGCAGUAUGCAAAAUAUUGUAACAGGCCAAUCCAAAGUAAAAAGUGGGGAAAAAGUAGGUCAUAUUUGAUGUGCACUUUGAUUAAAUGAGGAAAUUACGAACAGUGUCUAAUGGAACUUAUCUGACGAUCAUUCAAAUCAUUAUUAGCUUUUUUUUCUUUCAUUUUAUGGAGUAUGUUUUAUGGUUGUAAUCAUUUGAACUGGAUUUUUAUAAUGUAUUAACAUAUUACCUGCUUUGCUUCUGUAAGUGUGAAAUAGUUUUGAAUAGGGAAGCAGAAAAAAACAGAAUAUGCACUUCCCUUGUGGGGACAAUAUGAAACUUUCAAGUGUGGAUCCAAACAUGUGAAUGAAUAUUAUUUCAAAAUACGUAUGCAGUAUGGCAUAGUUUACAAUGUUGUCUUUCAUUUUAGAUGCCACAACUGUUGUUGAUUCUUGUCAAACGAGUAGAAGUUGGAAAAAAGAACCGUUUGUAAUCAAAUAAUCUACUUUUAACUCAGAGGGUGUGAACCAGUCAUACGGUAUAAUAGAAAACGAGUCACGUGUGUGUAUAUUCGAAGAAAGUAGAAUUCAUUUUAUCUUAUUGGUAGAGCCAGUGUCUAGGUUUAGUUUAACCUCUACCCUAGUUCCCACACAAUUGUUGUAUACUAAGAUGUGCAGAAAUUAUAAAUGUGCUGCAUGUCGAAUUAAUAUGUAUGUUAAGGUGGCCACUUACCAUAAAUCGAUAAUUUGAGAACAAAACCAGUUUCGAGGCUGCUUUGACUUAAUGAAAUGUGUUCUACACUACUGAACAUCACUAGGCCUGUCUGUUGAGCUAUGAUGAAAUGUUCUUUUCAUGUGAAAGUCAUCACAGAAUCAUUUCUGCUCAGUGUGCAAUACUGGGUCCUCUCCUAUGGACUGUGCUAUUCGGAACGUGUGGCGAAUUACUUUUUUUUAAUUUAUUAUUUCUUGCGCAAAGUACAUUUUCAAUGACAGGAAGUGUCGGAAUAUUUCACUUACAACGGAUAUGUUCUGAUGAAGAAUCAUAUAGGUCUCACCGAUAUCUCCCUUUGCUUAUUACAGACCUAAAAGCCUCAAAGAUCAAAACGAGAGCUGUUAAAUAUUCAUCGCUGCGAAGGCCUGGCUCUCGCCGUUGUGAAAUAAAAAGUAACAUUGAACUUGCUUAUCAUUGCCACAAAGAUCCAUAAUCGCAGAUUAAAACCAAGAGCUUUGACAGUUACAGUAAAUACGCUCCAUUUCAAUAUUCUGACUCCACUCUAGAAGCAAGUACUGUAUAAAAUGUGCCUUUAAAAGUAUUAAUUGAUAUGAUCUGUUGCCAUACCAUGUCAAGUGGCAUGUGUAAGCCUCAUGCAUUUGCCAUUCAUAGCUAUUAUACAAGACGAAUCAGUGUUGUGCAGUAUUUCUGGCUUCUUUCAGUCUAAUAGAUGAUAAAAGGGGCAUUAAAAAACUAUACGUCUGCCAAUUUUGAGUUCUGUAAAGAAAUAAAAGCAGCACAUGCUCUUUAAAUAAAUAUUGUGAAUGAUACCUUAACAAAGAGCUCAUUAAAGCAUCAUUAAAACUGCGUAAAUGGGUAUCAAGAUAAAAAAAGCAGACAAGAGCAUCCAUGCAUGCAUAAUUCUCCUGAAAGUUACAGCCUUUCAAAAGAGUCGGUAAAUAACUGGCAAAUGUGCUGCAAAUUUUCACUCCGAGCAUCUAAUGACUUGAUGAUCACAUUCCUGGACAUGCAUUAAUAUUCAAUGACGUGUUUCGAAAUUUCUCACGUCAGCCAAGCGACAGAUAUACAGAACUUGUGUGGUGCCAGUGGUCAAGAAAACCCAAAAGGCCAAUUCUAUUUUCGAAUGGGUUCAAAUUACUGCAAGCAGCACAGUAUGUUGUGGCCCGAGGAGACCCCUUGGGUUCCAACACCUUCCCAGAGUCGUCGCCGUGUGCUAUGAGCUAGCAAUUAAGUUUUUUUUUUUUUCUCGAAAUCCUAUGAGCACAUAUCCAUACAAAAAAAGGUGGAUGUGUAACCACACGUGUACAGUCCGAAAAAACCCAAACAUUUCAGAUACUUCAUCUCCUAUCUCGAGCGAGGCUUCUGGCGAGACAGAAUGAGGGUGGGAGGCGGUAUUUCAAUGAUUAAAAACCUGUCAGCUCCAUCUCUGUAUUGGCCGGACUCUUUUGAAAGUCGGUUUGAGAGUGCUGUGUGUGCGGCCAGGGGAGGUGAUUCUUCUGACCUGGCAGUUAAUAAAAUUCUUCCUGUGCCUUUGUCAGUUUCUGGAGGAUGAUUCUGUGGAGUGCUGGAGGGUGCUGCAUUAACCAGCUGUGAGCGCUCACUCUCUCAGCAGCACUCUGGCAGGGCUGACAGUAAUCUACAUAAACCUCUGUCCUUUUCAAAACGUUUGCCAGUAAUUGCAGUUUUGCAGUAUUCUAAUUGACUCCACGGAGCACUGUAAAGAACAAAAACCUGUAAUCCUUCGCGAAGCCCAUUUGGUUUGCGGCUGUUGUGUUAAAGCUUCGAAUGAUACGAAACUGAUGAUACAUGAAGCGGCCGCCAUGACUGUACCUAGAAACAUGCAUAGGAAAAAUAUUUGUCUGGAUAAUAAAGUAGCUGCCCAAAUGAGAAUGAGUGAAUUCCAAAGCUUUUUUUUUGUUCCUCGCCAUCAAGUGUUUGUCGGCCCCCUCGCUCAUUAUUUUCACUGAGCUGGAAAAUAAGUUAGCCAAGCACUGAUGCAGUGGUUUUGAUAAUGCUAAGGAUUUAGCAGAGCCCUCUUUCGCUGAGCUCUGUUUGAAACCUCCGAUUGCGUCUUAUCAGGAGAAAUGUUUUUAUGUGAAAAGCAAGGGAUCAAUUUAAGUACGCAAGUCCAGCAUUUUUCGAAAAACACACCGUUCUCUUUUAUUUACCGUUAUGUCUCAUUAGCUGUUGGUUGGCCUGGUAAUUGUUGCUAGCUGUUUUGAAUGGCAUGGGCUAUUUGUGUUGGCACUGUUCAUAUCUUAAGCAGUUAUUUUGUGAAGUGGAAUAAGCCCACCAGUGAAACCACCCGUCUGCUACUGAGUAAUUGAGCACAGAGGACACCCGCCAGAACGAUCCAAGUUUACACUAAUGCUUUUGGGAAACAUUUGGUGAGCUUCGGUUACUUUUGUAUAUACAUGUUUAUUUGAUUUCAGUACCUUUUAUUUUGUUUUGUUCAAUUUGGUGACUAAGUAAAAUGGACAUUGUAACCAUAUUGGGAUGGCUGUACUUUUAUUUCCUCAACUCUAGAAGCUGAAAUUUCUGUGAUGAGAAAUUUGAAAUGGUCAUCUUUACUUACAUGUGUAUGGAGAAACUUUAGCCACCAGGGAUAUAGUUGUAUAUUUUAGGCUCUAGAUCACUGGAAUGACAUAUAUGGCUUUAAGUGGCAUUGAUAUAUAUUGAUAUUGUCAAGAAAAAAAAAAAAGAACCAUAUACUUUAAUUACUUUAAAAGCUUACAUUGUGUAUAGCACGUAUGCAAGUUCAUUUUCAUCAUGUUUGAUGUAAUUUUGUAGCAGUGGUUUGAUACUAAUAAAGUUGGAAGUUGGUGAUGGAACUGUGAAAUGUGCUUUACAUGAUACUUAAUGAAAUGUUAUUAUUUUAAAAUGCUGUACCUGCAUAUGAUAUAAUUCAGCAAGAACGCGAGAUGGUGUGUUUUAUUGCAUUUAAAAUAAAUAUGAAUAUAUUUCAAUUAAUUUCCAGUAGUUAAGACUACGUACUCCUAUGUCGGAAUACUACUUCCCACGUAAGUGUAUAAUGUUGCACUGUAAUAAAAUUAAAACGUUUGUUAGUUAA
Messenger RNA from Carassius gibelio (silver crucian carp), 6252 nucleotides. Its product is annotated as neuronal growth regulator 1. Gene Ontology annotation, cellular component: cell-cell junction. Gene Ontology annotation, biological process: cell-cell adhesion. Lineage: Eukaryota; Metazoa; Chordata; Actinopteri; Cypriniformes; Cyprinidae. Gene Ontology annotation, molecular function: cell adhesion molecule binding. The record is from RefSeq and is a predicted model, not a curated record. The coding region runs from base 445 to 1524 and encodes 359 amino acids. The transcript is spliced from 8 exons.